UCCCCUUCUGUCCUGUUCAUCACUGCUAGGGAACCAUCUCCCACCCAAGCCCACUCAGAGCUAACUGCUGCCAUGAAACUGCUGAACCACUGCUUGAAGGAGGGGAGGGACUUGCCCUUACCUUAUAAACAUGCCCUAUAUAACUGGGAUUGCAGUGCAUGUUGAGAAAUGUGGUCCACAUCAUGAUCUGGCAAUUGAGGUACUUUGGUCCCAAUAAUGUCUGAGGAUGCUGGCAUCUAACAAUAGUAGACCUAGGAUUUAAAUGGAGAGUCAGAAGACCAUCAUGCACAGACUUGGCUCCAAACUUUGUGUUAGCAAUGGGGAUAGGGGACAACGGGCCAAAGAGGCUCUAAGUACAAUGGGAGCUUCUGUGUUCAGUGGAAUCACGCUGACGAAACUUGUUGGAGUGAUUGUCCUACGCUUUGCACGAUCAGAAAUUUUUGUGGUUUAUUAUUUCCAAAUGUAUCUCGCGUUGGUCCUGAUCGGGUUCUUACAUGGGCUUGUCUUUCUGCCUGUGGUGUUGAGCAUGUUCGGUCCUCCUUCAAGGUAUGUACUUGUUGAAAAGAAUCAAGAUGACCAGCCGACAACUUCACAGCUGACUUGAUCAUAUUCACAGCCAAUCACAAAUAUUUUCAUCAGCAAACAUUUCGUGUCAAGGAAGCUUUUCCUCUGUAAUUGGAUGAAUUGUAAAUGUCCAAACUCUAAUUUAAUAUAUGAUUUUGUUUCCAUUUUGUUACAUGCAAUGGGAAUUCUCCGAUGUUUGCCAU
This is a messenger RNA of Magnolia sinica, 767 nucleotides long. RefSeq lists its product as uncharacterized. The coding region runs from base 263 to 604 and encodes 113 amino acids. Gene Ontology annotation, cellular component: membrane. The record is from RefSeq and is a predicted model, not a curated record. NCBI's taxonomy places the organism in Eukaryota, Viridiplantae, Streptophyta, Magnoliopsida, Magnoliales, Magnoliaceae. The transcript is spliced from 5 exons.